CAGAGGUCCAUCACAGAGGAGAGAAGAUGCUCCGCGCGGCACAUCACACACACGUGUGAUUAUGAAAUGAUAUGACGACUUCACAGCGACCACCGAACAGAUGCCUCGCGCCGUUUCCCUCUAUUUCCGUUGCAGGAUGACCUGUCAGGUGCUACGUCCGUCUCGGUCCACAUCAGGAGCCGCGCGCGGUGUUGCGUCUGUGUGUCAACUCAGAAGAAAUGCCAUCUCACCUAAGUGAUCUUCCGUCUCUACCGCUCGGAUCAUUUUUUCCUCAGCAGGUCGGAUCGCUUUGCUUUUGAUGUCCCCGUGGCCACUGAUUGAAUGGCUGUCAUGACUUGUGCCCUCAGGACUGUGAAGCUACGAAAGGAGGAUGAAAACCCCCCGUUUGGUGUUUAUGCGUCCUUUUAACCUCUCGGUAAUUACAGCCGGUAAUUAGACUGGAGCCUCGGUGAAAAUUUACUGAAUCAACAAUGGAAGGACCUUCUGUGUAUCCACAUAAAGGACAAAGAUGUUUCCUGGCUGUGACUUUAUUUAAACCUCGCCAUGGGGACGAGUUCGGGCUGAGACACGGGGAGAUUUGAUAACACAGUAGAAGAGACAGAGCCUGGAGGCGAAGACAUGGUCAUCACUGAUAGAAACACCGGCACCCCUGUACCCAAGAAGGAGCCCCAGAAUAAGACGAGGAGGAAGUCUCGCCCUCAUGGCCUGCCCUCUCCGGCACUCUGCUGUGCCUGCGGCCUAUGCAUCAUGCUGGCUGGACUCAACAUCACCCUGGUGGGAGCGUUCGCCUUCACCACACUGGUGCCUUCUGCCAAUCCCCCGAUCAUCAUUGGACCUAUCCUACUGCUGGUGGCCUUCUCCUUUUUCGGGGCCUGUUGCGUGUGCAGCCGCCUCCCCCCUCCCCACAGCUCGCGGAGGUCUAAGGUGGGCGGCAGGGGCGCCGGGCUGAUGGGACAUGGCGGGCUGGCUGGUGGGGCAGCGUUUGAAAUAGAGACCAGUGAGCACACACUGCAGGAUACCACAGCUGUGCAGCUCAGCCCCACAUCCUCCCCGGGAUCGUCCCGGGCGUCCAGCCCAGAAAAGGAGGCUCCCGACGCGGCCCUGCCAGGGUCCUGCAAGCUCUUCACCAUGGAGACCAACGGCCCUUCUUCUGUUUCCGCCACCGCAGUCUAUUCAGCCUCCACAGCAGCAGGAGGGGAGGUGAGGCUCAACCUACCACGUGAGGAAGUGGUCACCUAGCAGAGCAAAAACUCUUCCAAGGCCGGAGCGCUGCCAGUGUAAAUAUCCUUCUGGGUCGAGGGCUUGCUGAGUGUGAUUGUGUCCUCUAUUUAACGUAGUGCCAUACUUCUGGUUGUGAACAGUAUGCUUUUGAUUUUCUUGCUGUGCAGCCAACUGGUAAUUAGCAUGCAAAGUUAAUGAAACAUCCAAGUGUUUGUGGAUCAAAGGUUUUGGAAUUCAAAUUCCUACCUCUCUUGUGCUGUUUUUUCCUACAGGUCUAUGUUUUUAACGUGGGGCAUUAUGAACAGUUUUAGUGUAAAAAUCAAAGUGUGCGAAACCAUAAACAUUUCUCUUACACUGCUAACCUCAGCUGUCGGCAGUGAUUUCAGAGGGCUGGAAUGAAAAAAUAUGAUUGUUGAUUUGUUCUGAAAACUUAAAGAUGAGAUGUGAAAGGUCAACGGUGAACCGUGCAGGUACGUUCAUAGAGACAUUUGGCAUUUUGUCUGCCAUUCUCAGUGCUGAACUUGUUUUGGGGGCGUCAGAUAUUAUAGGUCAAAGGGGUCCCAAAGCAAUAUCCUAUCACCUGAGAUUAAAUUCUCUGUAUUUACAGUUCUUUUCACAAGUAAGUGGUCACACACUACUUGUCUACAGCCAAUACAUUUCUAAUGAACAACGGUGCAUAUAGAGCCGAACAUGUGUACGAUGUUGGGUCACACCAGCAUCAGUGCUGUGAAUAUUAUGUUUCUCACCACGUUGUUUUCUGAUUUCAUUUUCAUUGACAGUAGUCGCAACUCAAAUCACAGUUUUAAGGUCACGGUCAUGUUGAUAUUUUCAGUAAUUUAUAUACAGUGUAAUGCAGUUUAGGUCAUGAUCCAGGUGGAGCAGGGACUUACCUCACUGUAAGGCAUAACAGUGUGUCAUAAUGACGAUUUUUGUUGUCAGGAAUUUGAAUUAACAGUGGAAACUCCACGCAGGAAUGUUUUACAAACGUGAACGUGAAUUUCACAGUAUGGAAUUCUUGUUCUCAAUGUCUGAUAUGACAGACUUUCACUUCAUAUUCAGCAGAAGUUAAAGGUCCAGUGUGUCGGAUUUAGGGGGAUAUAUUGGCAGAAAUUGAAUGUAAUAUUCAUAGCUAUGUUUUCAUUAGUUUAUAAUCACCUGAACCUAAGAAUCCUUGUGGUUUUGUUACCUUAGAAUGAGCCAUUCAAAUCUUUACAGAGCAGGUCCUCUCCCAAGGAGUUUGUGACACACCAAGCCGACAGUUAGCUGUAGGUCAAUGCUGAGCUAUCUGUGAGCAUCUGUCACCGUAGUUCUGUGUGUCCUGCACUGUUGGCACUUGUCGGCCCUUUUCAGCUUUUGUUCAGUUGACUCAGCAUGUUGAAUAUGAGAUGGUGGAGCCCGGCGGUGAGUAAAAUCACUGUGAUUGGCCAAAACAUUCUCAGUCGUUACAUACUGACGUUUGGUCAUGGACUUUCCAUGUCCACAUAGAACGUGCAAGGUACCCUGGGUGUGUUGGUUGUUGAUCUGGUACACCGUGUCAAGUUCUGCCUGGUACAUGCAUUGUCUUCUUUCAAAAAACACUUCUGUUUUCACAGGAAAUUUAACGUUUACAUACAGUCUCUUUCAAAAUAAACGCACUAUAUCGGUACACAAAUUGGAUUUCGAUGACUUCAGAGUGAGACCAGGCUCAAUUGGCAGUUCAGCUCAGCGCACAAGAAAAGACACAAGUAAGGAAAGCAAAUACACAGCUAAAGUCCAAAGGGAGUGAGAUCCAAACAAACUUGUUAUAUGAGGUAAGAUUAUUUUUUUAGUCAUUGAGCUCUUUAACAGAAACAGUUUGUAAUUGUUUGAGUUAUUGUUUGCUGGCGCAUGAUAAAUAUAGUCAUUUCCUCUCACAGACACAGAACAUACAUGCUAGUUCGCCGUCUCUGUAGUCAUUGUGGUGUGUUUACUUGUCAUUUGGUGGCAGAGACACUUGAGUCAAUGCAACGGCGGGCCUUCGUCGCUACUAGUUCUGUGAUGUCGUUUUGGUGUGUCUGGACCUCACAGUAGUCUGGAAUGGACAAAUCAAACACUGGCUCCAGAUAGGGCCAUUUGUGUUUUAGUGUCGACCACCAUAGUCCCCCACCAGGUAUUACUCAAAAAACCAGAUAAGAAAAGAGAUAUGAGUUUGUCCCCAUUCUUGCAUGAAGAUAUUUGGACAGAUCUAGACCUUUGAAUUCAUCCACUCCACAAAGUUGACUUGGACUGAGCAUCGCAGUGUGUGCAUGUGAGUUUACAGAGAGAGAGGUUGACUAUUUGAAUGUUUCUGUAAGUCUGUAAGUUAGGUUAUUAACAACUUACUCUGAACGCUGCUAUCUCAAUUGUUUUUGGGGUUGCCUCAAAAUAGUAAGGCCAGUUGGGAAGCUUUGGCAGGCCGUAUGUGGCCAGUGCGCCGUCAGUUGAUGAUGAAUGUUCUACAUGCUACGCACAGGGGAGAAGUUUCAUUUGGUUGCAAUGUGCAACCUCACAGCUAGAUGCCACUAAAUGCUACACACUGAACCUUUAACCUUCUCUGGACCUUGUAUAUACAAUAUCGGCAAGCCAAGAAGUCUGACAGAGUUAAGAUUUUCAGAUUGCAUAAAAAAAGUAUCUGUUCCCCAUCACUGUGAUGUCGUCUUGUCAGCUAUGAACUCGACUGGUCAAAAGAGACAUUAAACCCUGAUUUCCUUUGAAAGGAAAGUUGCCUUAGACUGAGAUAUCAGGAUCAAACUAAUGAGGGCUAUAACAAAAGGGCACAAUAGCAUUUUUCCUCAGAAAGCCUUUGUUCGGCUCUGGAUUUCUAUUCCAUAUUGUUAGGAAAGCCUCAACUAGUGUCUGUUUUUAUUUCUGUGGGUAUAAUAAAUGCAUGCAAACGGCUUCAGUAUUCCAUCUCGGCAGAAACGAUCUGGAGAAGCAGGAGAGUGAACACCUACAUACAGACACACAGUGCAGUGACCAGAGUGUUCCUUUAUACGGUGUUAACCUUCAUUAUUUGUGACACAGCUCCUCAGAAGGACCAGUUUCUCUGUCAAAGCUCACUCCCUCUCGUGCUGAGCUUAUUUUUUUGCAUGUUAAGAGAACUGAGUCAUGGAAAUGCAAACACCCUGUUGUGAACUCGUGGUGUUAUCUGUGUGUUUUAAUUUGUGUAGCACCUCUGCAGAAGUCUGGAAAAUGUAAAGGAUAGAGUAUUUUUGUGAAGAUCAUAAUUUGUUCAUUUAAAAAAAGAAGUAACCA
Epinephelus fuscoguttatus (brown-marbled grouper) is the source of this 4473-nucleotide messenger RNA. It is a transcript of the gene tmem275a, whose product is annotated as transmembrane protein 275a. The record is from RefSeq and is a predicted model, not a curated record. NCBI's taxonomy places the organism in Eukaryota, Metazoa, Chordata, Actinopteri, Perciformes, Serranidae. The coding region runs from base 619 to 1239 and encodes 206 amino acids. The transcript has 2 exons.